AUGGAAAUCGACGAGCAGCAGCUUUUAAGUUUCCAACGAUAUCUCUCACACGCUAAAAAAGUCUUGUGCAUCGUAGGAGCUGGUAUGUCUGCCAGCUCAGGCAUUCCAACCUACCAAUGGCAGAAGGGCUCUUGGCGUGGAUAUACGGCGCUGGAUUUGGCGACCCCAGAAGCCUUUCAAAAUAACCCGGGUCUUGUAUGGCUUUUCUACUCCAGUAGGAGGCUUGAAGCGCUGCGCGCCAGGCCCAACGACGCCCAUUUUGCACUUGCAGAAUUGUGUCGUAGAUUUCCCAGCGGAACCAAGCAAGACACAGCUUCUAGAAACUCAAAACAGGAGGGUUCCGCCCUAACAAGCAGGAGAGUACUGGUAGUUUCUCAAAAUAUGGAUGGAUUGCAUCAAAGGGCCGGUCAUCCGUUAGAUUCGCUGGUCGAGCUUCAUGGCAGUGUAUUUGGGCUCAAGUGCACACAAUUUUUCUGCAACUACCGUUCGUGCAACGACAGAGAUAGGUUCUUGACACCUGCACUUUACAAGAGCACUCCCCCCAGCGAUACGCCUAAAACCGUCCGGAAACGAAGGCGAAAUUCAGUUGAAAAUGCUUCAGCAGGUAACAAAAAACCCCGGUUGGCAGUGCAGGAGGAACAAAAAGAUGAAUUGCAACCGGAAUCCUUGUCUGAGGCUAUCAAGAGUGAGUCACAAGACGAAACUCCGCUUCCCACAUUAGACCCCAGUGACCUGCCGCGAUGCCCUGAAUGUCAUGAGGGACUACUACGGCCGGCUGUAGUAUGGUUUGGAGAAUCACUGCCACUUCACCAAAUGGAUGUCGUGGACCAGUUUUUCAAUGUGGGUGGACCUGUGGAUCUCGUUCUUGUGAUUGGGUCGUCCGGUAAGGUGUGGCCAGCCAUGGGAUACGUGGAACGUGCAAAGAAGUCGAAGAGUAAAAUUGCUAUAUUCAACACGACGAUCGAGGACCUCGAAGAGGUAAGAAAGGACAAAAACGUUUGGGGGUUUCAAGGAGAUGCAGCCAAAAUUCUGCCAAAAGCUCUCAAACCCUUGAUUGGCGAACAAUAUAGGCCAAGGAACGGGAGAGUACGAGGCGCAUUCUAA
This is a messenger RNA of Lachancea lanzarotensis, 1104 nucleotides long. Its product is annotated as LALA0S08e03730g1_1. The record is from RefSeq and is a predicted model, not a curated record. Gene Ontology annotation, molecular function: NAD+ binding. Bases 1 to 1104 code for a protein of 367 amino acids. NCBI's taxonomy places the organism in Eukaryota, Fungi, Ascomycota, Saccharomycetes, Saccharomycetales, Saccharomycetaceae. The transcript has a single exon.